AUGUUGAACCGGUGUGUUCCUUUAUCAUUACGUAAUUCAGUUGGUUUGAUUGUUGCUCGUCAUUUAUCAUUAAGUGCGAGCGUUGCCCAACAAUCGAAACAACAACAACAAGUUACUGAUCCAAUUCAGCAAUUGUUCGUUAAUAAAAUUCGUGAAUAUAAUGAAAAACGAAAACAAACAAAAGAUGGUCUUGUUGAUGCUACACCUGAAGUACGCAAAAGUCUUCAAGAUCAACUUACUAAAUUAAAAAAUGCAUAUGGUGCUGAAGCUGAAGACCUUCUUUCAGUACCAAAACUUGAUUUCAAAGACCCUCAAAUCGAUGUUUCUAUUGAAAAACAAGCUAAAGAAAUCAUCAAGAAGGAAAUGAAAGUAACACCAGACGAUAUUAAAAAAUACACAGGUCCAUAUGGUUCAUGGUCACCAGAAUAUUUAGCUAAGAAAAACGCCGAAGUUGCCGAAGAACGAAAAAAACAUGAUCAAAGAUCAUCUGGUGUUUUACCUGGAUAA
This is a messenger RNA of Adineta steineri, 507 nucleotides long. NCBI's taxonomy places the organism in Eukaryota, Metazoa, Rotifera, Eurotatoria, Adinetida, Adinetidae. The record is from the annotation of a GenBank genome assembly.